Messenger RNA from Cucurbitaria berberidis CBS 394.84, 810 nucleotides. RefSeq lists its product as uncharacterized. Gene Ontology annotation, molecular function: ribosome binding; translation initiation factor activity. The record is from RefSeq and is a predicted model, not a curated record. NCBI's taxonomy places the organism in Eukaryota, Fungi, Ascomycota, Dothideomycetes, Pleosporales, Cucurbitariaceae. The coding region runs from base 1 to 810 and encodes 269 amino acids. Gene Ontology annotation, cellular component: mitochondrion. Gene Ontology annotation, biological process: mitochondrial translational initiation; ribosome disassembly. The transcript has a single exon.
AUGCCUCCCACCCACAUCUCAGGCACCUCCCGCGCCCUCUACCGUGUAUUCGUAGCCCCAAAUCUCCGCGCUACAAGCUCAAUACCAAUCCUAUACGCACCAGCCUUCGCUCCCUCCCAUCACAGUCGAAGCCAGACCCCAAGUCUUAUCUCACGAACAUGCAUCCGCACCAAGAAAUACACCAAAGACACGCGCCGCCACGCGCUCUCUGACUACUUCGUGAUCGACCGCGCAAUCGAAGCAGACAACAUCAACCUCGUAGACAAGGAUGGUACAUUCCACAAUAGUGUCCCUCUCAGCGAAGCCUUAUCGUCGUUUAAUAAGGUCACACAUCACUUGGUGCAAAUGUCUGCCGGCAAAGUCGACAACCUCGGGCGCAUAGACUCGCUCAACAUCCCCACCUGCCGUGUGAUUUCCAAGAUGGAACUGCGAGCGCAGCACCAGCGUAAACUCGACAUACUGCGUCGCCAAGCUAAGAAUCAAUCAACGGGUCCUGCAUCGAAGAGCUUGGAACUAAAUUGGGCGAUUGCGGGUGGGGAUCUCAAGCAUAGGCUGGAGAGACUGAAGGAGUUCCUGAGGGAGGGGAGGAAAGUUGACAUUAUGCUUGGGCCGAAGAAGAAGGGGCGAAAGGCUACGGAAGAGGAGGCAAAGGGUGUGAUAAAGGCCGUAAGGGAUGCGGUGGUAGAAUGCAAGGGGGCGGGGGAAGUUAAAUCAGAAGGGCAGGUAGGGGGUGUCAUGACGAUUGUGUUUGAGGGAAGGAAGAUUGAGGAGAAAAAAGAGGAUGUGAAAUUAGAGGACAAAGCAGCGUGA